Molecule: messenger RNA, 446 nt
Organism: Didymodactylos carnosus
Lineage: Eukaryota; Metazoa; Rotifera; Eurotatoria; Philodinida; Philodinidae
Source: the annotation of a GenBank genome assembly
UCAUUAGUAAACGGGGUGUUGAUAUUCGUCAACGUAUUGAAAAACAAGUGACAACAAUGUUACUAUUACAAAUAUGUGUUGAAUGUUUAACCACUAUACCACUUACAGUACAAAUAAUCUACUCAAACAUUACGAUGGAUAUAGAAACGGAGGUAUUACGUUUAACAAAAGAAAAUAUAUGUGCAACAAUUACUCGUGUUUUGAACUAUAUUAAUUAUGCUUCUAGAUUCUAUAUUUAUAUCAUUUACAGUAUCGUCCACAAAAUACCAGUAUCACGUGGACAACCUACACCUCUUCCCUGUGCAAGUAAAUCAACAGAUCAUGUACCAUCUAUCUUAAUUGAAAAUCUUAUUCAGUCGUCAAAAACACAACUUGAACAAUCCAAAACUCUGAUAGAUAACCAUCACGACAAAAUUAAAACUCAUGUGCAUGUUCCGUCAGAUUGA